AUGGACGAGGAAAAUGAGCCGGAAUCGAUUCCAAAUGAAAAUUUGGAUUUAGAAUCUGAUGAAUAUGAUGAUGAUGUGGCCGAAUUAUCUUUAGAACAAGUAAUCGAAAUAAUGGAAGAAGCGUGGCUCAACGAAAAAUUCGCUCCAGAAAUCCUACCAAACAAACGAGAAAUCGUUGAAAUACUCCUUGGCCAAAUAGGCCACAUGGACCAAAAAGUACAGCACCUAGACAGCCUCGAUUUCAAAAGGGCCUUUUACCAAAAGGAAAUCAACAGGCUGAAAUUUUUGGUUACCAGUUACUUGAGGAUGCGAUUGGAAAAAAUCGAAACUUUUUCCAAACACAUUUUGCAACAAGAACGACUCAGAGUGACCAACAAUGAGAAUUUGUAUUUGAGCCAAAACGAAUUGGAGUUUGCUCAAGAAUAUGAAGAAAAUCUAAACCAACACUUUGAAUCUGUGAUGAGUUUUUGCCCCACUGUUAUGAACGAGGAAGCCCUUAUCGUCAAACCAAACAUGCGCAGCAUAGUUUUUUUGAAAGCCAAAAAGGAUAUUGAAGGCAUUUUGGUGGACGAAAGCAAUGAUAUUACUGAUUUAAGUACUGGAUCGAGAAUUUUGAUUUGUUAUAAUAAUGUAGCGAAUUUAGUUAAAAGUGGUGAUGUACAUUUAUUGUAA
Ceutorhynchus assimilis (cabbage seed weevil) is the source of this 672-nucleotide messenger RNA. The record is from the annotation of a GenBank genome assembly. Lineage: Eukaryota; Metazoa; Arthropoda; Insecta; Coleoptera; Curculionidae.